This is a messenger RNA of Sebastes umbrosus (honeycomb rockfish), 2024 nucleotides long. Its product is annotated as zinc finger protein 2 homolog. The transcript has 3 exons. Gene Ontology annotation, molecular function: RNA polymerase II cis-regulatory region sequence-specific DNA binding; DNA-binding transcription factor activity. The record is from RefSeq and is a predicted model, not a curated record. Gene Ontology annotation, biological process: regulation of transcription by RNA polymerase II. Bases 295 to 1359 code for a protein of 354 amino acids. NCBI's taxonomy places the organism in Eukaryota, Metazoa, Chordata, Actinopteri, Perciformes, Sebastidae.
ACGACAUCUUCUUCCGCCGGACCUCGGCCGGAUUGUUUACCUUUCUGACAGCAGUCUGUUAAACACUAACAGUUCAUUUAGGAGCUUUUUAUCGGUUCGGUUUCGGUGUUUUUGACCGUUAUACCGUUAAUCUGUCUGUGUCUUCUCCUCCGUUACCGGUAUUACCGGUAUUAACGGGAGUAUUACCGGUAUUAACGGGAGUAUUACCGGUAUUACCGGUAUUAACGGGAGUAUUUAGUGUUGUUCGGAGGAUCAAACGCUUCAUUUCAUCAUUGAGAGAAGAAGUAAACCAACAUGUCUGCAGACCAGCAGGUGUCCCCUCCUCCUCCCGGCAGCCCGCUGUCAGACCUGUCAGAGACCGACACCGACACGCUGAGGAGGUUCGUUACCGAGCGGCUGACGGCGGCGGUGGAAGACAUCCUGGGAGAGUUCGGGAGAACCGUGGCCCAGUACCGGGACCAGAUAGACCAACAGAGGAGACAACUGGACAGCCUGAGGACCGAGGAGGACCGGAGGAACCGCACAGCAGACCGUCAGCAGACUUGGAUAAAACACUGCCCUGAUGAUCAGAACCUGAGCGCCCAGCUGUACCCGACUGACCGUGCGGAUGAGACGGACGCCGGCACCUCAGCUGCUCAGAUUAAAACAGAAGUUGGCAGCAUGGACUGUGGAGCGUCAGAACCAAACGGUGACUUUGAACCAGAAGCAGCGAGUGAUGUUCACCUCCUCGUCGAGGUGUCCUCUGAGACCGAAGACAGCGGAGACUACUGGAGAGAGGCUGCAGGACUUUGGAAACCAGAGGAGACAGAUGAAGGACAAAGUUCAUCUCAGAGCAGGACUGAUCUGCCACAUCAGCCUCCGCCGGUGUUUAGCUGUAAAGUUUGUGGUGAGUCCUUCCAGAGGAUUAGCUAUCUGCUCACUCACGCUUCGGCGCAUCUGAGAGAUUGCGGCCUGUGUGGGAAACAUCUGGAGCACACGGAGAACCUGAAGCUUCACCUCAGAGUUCACAAGGAAACGUCGUUCCGCUGCGGCGUCUGCGGUCAGAGCUUCACCCUGCGGGGGAACCUGAGGACGCACAUGAGGAUCCACUCGGGCGAGCGGCCGUACGGCUGCACCGUCUGCGGCAAGAGCUUCGGCAGGAGGGCGACGCUGGUGCGGCACGUCCGCAGCCACACGGGCGAGAAGCCGUUCAUCUGCACGUACUGCGGCAAGAGCUUCGUGGAGAAGGGCAACCUGACGGUGCACCUGCGGACGCACACCGGCGAGAGGCCGUAUUGGUGCUCCAGCUGCGACAGACGCUUCAGCCAGCUGUCCUGUUACUACAAACACCCCUGUCAGAGGAGAGGCCUGACCACCUGACGGUCUGGAUGCUGUUGCAUCAACACUUAUGUCGCAUUCAUACCAAGAACGAAGCGAAUUUGCGCCUCGCUUUACUCGCUCGAGUUUGACUGCCGGGAUCAUUUGUGUUCAUUCGCGCUAGAACUUUUCUUUCCUCCAUCAACCAUGGAAGAAAUAACCACUGUUGCUGCUUUGUACAUGUUGUGGAAGUCUCAGAUAUGUCAGAAAACCAAACGCCGUCGUGUCUGGAUUCAUGACAUCACCUGGCAGCGAGCUGUAUUCACAUACAGUGUCAUUGCACUGACUGUAUCUAGCAGCCACACGUCGCUACUGCGGUAUGAACCCAAAACAAACAGAUUGGGUUAAUAUCAAUAAACAGAUCAUAAUGAUGCUGAUAAGUAAAAAGUUGCUCUUGGUGUGAACGCACCAUAACAUGAGUUGUGAGGGCUGGUAAAAACCCCUCUGAUUCUGAACUUCAAGAGACAGUGUGCCGUAGCUCUCAUAUUAUUUUCAUGAUUUCAUGUUUUCAGAGUUGCUCAGGAACAUAACAUCCCAUAAUUUAACAUGCAUCCAUUGCCAUGGGUUCUGCUUUUGUCCGCACUGUAACAGUUUGUUUGAAGAGGCAACACAGCAGCAGUGAAUAAAGCAAGAAGUGUGUUUUAAUAUACAGACGAUAUUCUGAUUCA